Penicillium samsonianum is the source of this 1194-nucleotide messenger RNA. Its product is annotated as 1-aminocyclopropane-1-carboxylate deaminase/D-cysteine desulfhydrase. The transcript has a single exon. Bases 1 to 1194 code for a protein of 397 amino acids. The record is from RefSeq and is a predicted model, not a curated record. Gene Ontology annotation, molecular function: D-cysteine desulfhydrase activity. Lineage: Eukaryota; Fungi; Ascomycota; Eurotiomycetes; Eurotiales; Aspergillaceae.
AUGUCUCUUCCGGUACAGCUGCCAGAAACGUUCGCCCAAAUCCCUCGCUAUAACAUCCUAUACUCCAAUCCCUCUCCCAUCCACCCCUUGACCUCAAUUGCACCCCCAAGAAUCUCCCCGCACCACCCCCUCAUCUCCAUCCACGCCAAACGAGAAGACCACUCCUCCCCACUAGCCUGCGCAGGCAACAAAUAUCGCAAACUAGAAUACAUAGCCCCAGACAUCCUAUCUCAAACACCCCUCUAUCAUAGCCAUGAGAACAACCCAAUAACCCCAGGCCCGCUGCAAGGCGCAGCAACAACCCUGGUUACAGAAGGCGCAAUCCAAAGCAACCACACCGUGCAAGUCGUCGCUCUCGCGCGGAGACUCGGUCUAAAAGCUCUAAUCCUUCUACACCGCGGCACAGGCGGCGGACUCGCAGCAGCCAGCGACAAGGUAGCCUUCCAACGCAGCGGAAACGUGCAAAUCAAUCACCUUCUCGGCGCGGAGGUUCGCGUCUGCGAAGAAGGUGAUCCGCUAGCGCAAGAUGCGACGCCUCUUCUUGAUGAGUUGAGGGCCUCGGGACAGAAUCCGUAUUGGAUCCCUGGUGGCGCGAGCUUGCAUCCCCUCGGUGGGCUGGGGUAUGCGCGCGCGGCGUUUGAGAUUGCUGCACAGGAGGAGGGUCUGGGGCUUGGGGGUUCCGGGAGGUUUGAUUAUAUCUUUGUUGCGUGUGGAAGUGGGAGUACGAUUGGUGGGUUGGUGGCUGGGUUCAAGCUGCUGGAGAAGAUUAGGGGAUUGGAUGUGUCAAAGACGACUGGGGAGCCGAGGAAGGUUAUUGGGAUUCUUAAUUCGCCGACUAAGCCGCGGGCGUAUCAUGAAAAGCGGGUGCUUGCUUUUGCGCGGAGGGCGGGCGAGUUGAUUGGGCUUGAUGGGGAGCGGGAUAUUGGGGUUGAGGAUGUGCGGCUUGAUGAUCGGUUUGUUGGGACUGCAUACGGCGUGCUUGAUGGUGAGAGUAAAGAGGCUCUAGAGACUAUGGCCCGGACGGAGGGCAUGGUGCUGGAUCCAGUUUAUACAGCCAAGGUUGUGAGAGGCAUGAUGCAUUGGGUGAACGAGGGAGAAGUUGCGGACUCCGCUAAACCCUUGGAUCAGGUCAAUGUAUUGUUCAUUCAUACAGGUGGACAGGCUGCUCUAGGAGCCUAUGCGGAUGUCAUAUAA